GAAGAAAAACAGGAUCAGACGGGGAAGAGAAAACAUGGAGGAAUUAGCUCGCUGGAUGAGGGAAGCCAGCUGCUGGCUGUGGAGCUGCUGCUGCGAUGAUAAACAGAAGGAGGAGGAAGAGGAGGACAACGAGACGAAGCAGAGUGUAAAGGAUGGAGGACCAGAGGAGGACGACGACAGUCCAAGGAGCUGCAGGAGCUGGACUUCUAUCCCGCCUUCUGUGGUGGAUCGUGAACCUACCAACCCACCUGGGCCUCAGCCUCACUGGUUCCACACUUUGCAAGUCAGACGGUUCAGGGUUCCAAGAGGACGAAGCAACAGUGACCCGCUGAGAGCAGCGACCGUGCAGGAAUGUUUCCCCUGGAAAGCGGGUCUGGAGUUUGGAGCAGCGCACUCAUACCUGAGUCUGGAGAAGUUGGGAGAAGGAGCGUUUGCGUCCGUCUACAAAGGCAUCAGCAGGAUAAACGGGAAGCUGGUGGCUCUGAAGGUGAUUCGUAUGAAGACAGAGGAGGGGGUCCCAUUCACUGCCAUCAGAGAAGCGUCUCUUCUAAAACAUCUGAAACAUGCCAACAUCGUCCUCCUUCAUGACAUCAUCCACACCAGUGAGACACUCACCUUUGUCUUCGAAUAUGUGCAGACAGAUCUGGCCCAGUACAUGAUGCAACACCCCGGAGGACUUCAUUCCCACAAUGUGCGGAUCUUUAUGUUCCAGCUGCUCCGCGCUCUUACCUACAUCCACAGUCGCAGGAUCCUGCACCGAGACCUGAAGCCCCACAACCUGCUCAUCAGCUACCUAGGCGAGCUCAAACUAGCCGACUUUGGUCUGGCUCGGUCAAAGUCCAUUCCCACUCAGAACCUCUCCUCAGAAGUGGUGACACUGUGGUAUCGGCCACCUGAUGUUCUGUUGGGAUCCAUAGAUUAUUCUACGGCUCUUGACAUGUGGGGGGCAGGCUGUAUCUUCAUAGAGAUGCUGCAGGGAUCCCCAGCGUUUGCAGGAGGUUCUGAUGAGCUGGAGCAGCUGCAGAACAUCUGGACGGUUCUGGGCCUCCCCUCAGAAGACAACUGGCCUGGAGUCAGUCUGCUGCCUAAUUAUAGACCAGACUGGUUUAUUCACUGCAAGCCAAAGCAGUUUAGAAAGGUUUGGAAAAGGUUGGAACAACUUUCCUAUAAGACAGAGGACCUGGUCCAGAAGAUACUGAAGCUGGUUCCGACAGAGCGGAUUUCAGCUCAGGAGGCUAUGCAGCAUCCUUAUUUUAGCACGCUUCCUGCUCCCAUCAUGCACCUCAGAGACAUUGUGUCCAUCUUCAAAGUUUCUGGAGUUCGCCUGGAGACUGAGGUUAGAGACAUCUUCAACCCCGGACGGAGACUGAAAUCUUCACUGCUUCCUGCCGCCAACUGUUGGUGACCAAAUUGUCCAAUCAGAACAACCAGACCUAAUAAGACAAGAAAAAGAGCAAACUAACCCUUUAGAUGGGCUUAGUUUACGCUCUCCAACCACCUUCAUGAGUGGAUGGAGAGAUGUUUCCAUAAAAAGAUGAAUUCAUUGAAAUGUGUACAAAUGAAAUGUUACUAAAUAUAAAUUGUCUGUCAUUCUAAUUUAAAGUGGUGGAAUCCUCCAGUUUCCUUCCUGUUAUCCUUGCUUUUUACCUUCUGUAAUUUCAUUUAUCCUAACCUCAGACAUUCUAUGUGUUCAGGUUCUAGUUGCAGAGAGCCUGAAUAAAAUGUUGACAGUCUGCAGUAUGUAUCAGUUUUCCAGUUCUUUGACAUGCAGCUGAUCUGGAGCAGAAAUUCUCUUGUUUAGACGUGUUUUGGCUCUGGAACCAGUUUGAUAUAUAACACAGAGCGUAAUAGCUUUUGUUGUUUUUCCUGACAAACGUCUUGCCUCUGCAGGCUCCAGCAUGUCUCGUGCCUGCUUCAGGGUCUUAGACCAUAUUCAGAGUUUAAUUCAUGUUUGUGUGUGCCUCACAAUUCACUCUCUCCUCAUUUCUCUGCUUCUCUUUCUGUCCUCUCCCCUUGUGAUCACAACAUCUAAACUGCAUCAGACUGCAACACAGGGUCGUACUCCAACAGGUCCGGUACCUGUGCCUUUUCCAUGUGCACUUUUAUGCUUUUUGUGCAGCAUCAUAUUCAGUAAAUUAGAAUCUGGGUUCUGAUGAGGCUCAUUUGUCACUUUAAAGGCAUCCUUUGAAAAUAACCUUUAAGCAGAUUACUUGUUUUCUCUCUUGAUAACUUUCCUUUUCUGUGCUGUUGUGUUUGUGUGUGGUGGCGUCUGGUUGUGGGUGUUACUGGUGGCGGUUUCUAUUUUGUGUGUGCAUGUGUAGGGGAGGCCUGAAUCUUGGUGGCAGGAUGAGAUUGGGAGAACAACUUUCUGUUGACCAUUUUAAUUAACUCUCCUUGAAGUACUGUUGCACGGCAUAUGAAAUCAAACUAUUCAAGUAAGUGCCUGUUUUCCUAAGCUUGUGAAAUGGAACAAUAAAGACUACACAGCAGUGAUUCAACACGUCAUCAGUACAGCCAUGUCUUAGCUUGCCACAGCGUUUGGUUGAAUAUUUGAGUUUUUAGUGCCGCAUCAUUUUGUCAAGAGAAAUAAUUAAAGUGCAGAUUCUAAUUUGGUGUUGAGACAAGAACGUUUGAGAUCGCCUUCAAAGUUGUAAAAUGAUUUGCAUUUUAAAUUAUUGUUUGAACACAUACCAAUCAUUGUUAAUUAGUAUUGAAACUAAUUUGACCUUAUUUCUAAAUUCCUGAAAAUGAACCUUGGUUCUCAAACAUAAUCAUAAACAUCCACAUUGAACUGUCAUAUCAUCGCACCAGUUUUCUUGGUUAUGGUUUUCAGCCAUUUUAUUUGUUCCCUUUUUGCUUCAUUUGGAUAUAGAUUAUAAGAUUCCUUUAUGCCUUCAUGUUUGCUCAGUAGUUUUAGUUAAUGUUUACUAGACUAUUUAGUUGGUUAUUUGUUGACUGAAAUAUGUUUUACUUGGAGUUGAAUGGUUUCUCUCAAUAAAUUCUUGCAUUUUA
This is a messenger RNA of Girardinichthys multiradiatus, 3012 nucleotides long. RefSeq names its product cyclin-dependent kinase 15 (gene cdk15). Bases 35 to 1405 code for a protein of 456 amino acids. The transcript is spliced from 13 exons. Gene Ontology annotation, molecular function: cyclin-dependent protein serine/threonine kinase activity; cyclin binding; ATP binding. Gene Ontology annotation, cellular component: nucleus; cytosol; cytoplasm. Lineage: Eukaryota; Metazoa; Chordata; Actinopteri; Cyprinodontiformes; Goodeidae. Gene Ontology annotation, biological process: protein phosphorylation. The record is from RefSeq and is a predicted model, not a curated record.